AUGGAAGGCCUCUUCACAUUGCUCGCCUUGAGCGUUGUGAUGGCAAUUACAUCCUUCGUUGUCGGCUCACUACCACUUGCAUUCACACUCUCCCCCUCGCAGUUGAGGUUAAUAUCGUCCCUUGGGAUGGGAGUUUUAGUUGGGACAUCUUUGAUCGUUAUUAUUCCGGAAGGUGUGGAGACUUUAUACAGCGCGAAUUCGCAUAAUGACCGGAAAGAUCUCGCCAGUCGUUCGACGACAGCGGUAGAUUGGCAACAUCAAUCACUCCCGGUCGUCGCUGCGGUCGCUUGGCCCAAUUCAGAAGCGGCAUCUGAUUUUGACCUUACACCCGAAAUGCCACUGUCAGAGCUGUCCACCCCAGUUCCCUCACUUCCACUCGAUCAAACGGCACAUAUCGCCCGAGAUAACCAAGCUGGGCUCCAGCAGAAAAAGGAAGAGGCGACUUCUAAUACCAAGGAAGCUAGUGACCAUGAGGACGAGAACUCGUCGCAUGCGUGGAUUGGAAUUGCGCUUAUCAGUGGAUUCAUCUUGAUGUACCUCAUCGAUAAACUUCCCGCCUUCGCAACUCCGACGAAGCAAGAACGACUACCAUACCACAUUUCUUUGGAUAAUCUCGGGUCCGGCCUACGGCGCACUUCUUCCCCUUCCCGAGAGGGAGGUUUGUUGGAUGCUCCUGACACUUCGAAGGGAAGCCAUAGUUUUGCCACGACCACCGGUCUCGUCAUUCAUGCGGCGGCUGAUGGUAUCGCUCUGGGAGCCUCUACCUCGGACACCGGGUUGAGUUUCAUUAUCUUCUUAGCCAUUAUGGUUCACAAAGCCCCUGCAUCCUUUGGUCUUACAUCGGUGUUGCUCAAGCAGGGCCUCUCAAGCCGAGCAGCACGAGCGCAUUUGUUGGUAUUUAGCCUGGCUGCUCCCCUGGGGGCAUUGGCAACGUUUCUUUUUGUGCGGCUCUUGCGCUCAGGGUCUGCCAGUGAUGAGGCAGCUACCCUCUGGAGGACUGGAAUGCUGCUGCUGUUUUCUGCUGGAACAUUCUUAUACGUUGCCAUGCAUACGAUGCAGGAAAACAGUUCUGAUAUAACCACCCGCGAAUCAUCCACGAAUGGAUACGGCGACGCUCGGGAUGUGCCGACUAAAGCAGACAAGUCUAUGCGAGAUCUGGUCGCUUCUGUCAUUGGCAUGAUCCUGCCGUUAUUCCUGCAGAUCGGUCAUGCUCACUAA
Aspergillus clavatus NRRL 1 is the source of this 1218-nucleotide messenger RNA. Its product is annotated as Mn(2+) transporter ATX2. Gene Ontology annotation, molecular function: metal ion transmembrane transporter activity. The record is from RefSeq and is a predicted model, not a curated record. The coding region runs from base 1 to 1218 and encodes 405 amino acids. Gene Ontology annotation, cellular component: membrane. NCBI's taxonomy places the organism in Eukaryota, Fungi, Ascomycota, Eurotiomycetes, Eurotiales, Aspergillaceae. Gene Ontology annotation, biological process: zinc ion transport; transmembrane transport. The transcript is spliced from 3 exons.